AUGGCCGAGUUGAGUGACCUAAGUGAUGAUGAUUUGGAAUCGUUACUCGAAAAUAAUGUUAAUAGAAGCGUAAAUGAAACAAUAACGCGUCACAGCAUACCAGUUCAAAGGGAUCUGUUUAUGAAUGUAAUUCCAGGCCAACAGACAUUUUAUGAGGAACGUACAGUGGAUGUGAGUUAUGGACCGACACAUCAUGAACUAAAUCACGAGAAUUUGGGCACUUACAAGUACCCUACAAACUACGAAGUGCGUCAAUAUCAGUACGAUAUUGUGCGAUGCGCAUUAUUUGAGAAUGUGCUUUGUGCGAUCCCAACGGGUACUGGUAAGACUUUUAUUGCCAGUACAGUGAUGUUAAAUUACUAUAGAUGGACUAAACGGGCCAAGAUUAUAUUUACUGCACCUACUAGGCCUUUAGUUGCUCAACAGAUCAAGGCAUGUCUGGGAAUUACUGGGAUUCCUUAUUCAGAUACAGCGAUUUUGCUUGACAAAUCGCGUAAAAAUAGGGAGGAGAUCUGGCAGCAGAAGCGUGUAUUCUUCACAACACCACAGGUUGUAGAGAAUGAUCUUAAACGUGGUGUGCUUAAUCCAAAAGAUGUUGUAUUGUUGGUUAUCGAUGAAGCUCAUCGGGCGCGAGGAAAUUACGCGUAUGUGGAAUUGACCAAAUUUAUUGACCGGUUCAACACGAGCUAUCGGCUUCUAGCGCUUACUGCUACACCUGCUGCGGAUUUGGAAGGUGUGCAAGAGGUGGUAAACAAUUUACACAUUUCGAAGAUCGAGUUGAGGACCGAGGAUAGUCUGGAUGUAGCGCGAUAUAUGAAACGAAGAGAUAGAGAGAUGGUGGAGAUUUCGUUGAUACCAGAGAUCGAGGAAGUGGUAGAGCAGCUUGGGAUUGCGAUUGCGCCGGUGCUUCAGGAGGCAAUCCAGCUAGGGAUAUAUGAGAGUUGCGAGCCGCAUCAGAUCAAUGCGUUUGUAGCGAUGCAACAGAGCCAGAAAGUGAUUUUAAACCCAUCGAUUCCCGAGGGGCUCAAGUGGAAGAACUUUUUCAUAUUACAGCUCUUAAGUCAGGUUGGGCAUAUGUAUCGUCGGUUACGGAUAUAUGGAUUGAGGGCCUUUUAUAACUAUUUCCAAAACAAAUACACAGAGUUUACUACCAAGUACAAUAUGAAGAAAUCAACUAACAAGACUGCGGCCAAUUUCUACUAUAGUCCGAUUUUGAAAACGACGUUGGACAAGUGUAAACAGCGGUUGGAUGAAGCUGGAUUUUACAGCCACGAAAAGCUGGAAUACUUGAACUCAGAGCUAACGGACUUCUUCUCGUGUGCUCCUCCGGACUCGAGAGCGAUCAUCUUUACCGAGUUAAGAGAGUCUGCAUUGGAGAUUGUGAAGUCAAUUGAUUCUUUGAAUGAGCAAUCGUUAAGGCCUCAUAUUUUCAUUGGACAAGCCAAGGGGAAAGAAGGGUUCGAUGAAGAGUCUUACGUUAGGAAGAACAAACCCAAGGGUCGUACCAAGGCCGAUAGACUACGAAGACUGGAAGAGGAGAAGCAGCUAGAAGAGGCCAAAAAGAGACAAAAAGAGCAAGAAAAGCAAGAAAGAAUUGCCAGAAGGACUGGUAGUUCUGAAGAGGCUCAAUUGUCGGGGAUGAAUCAACGACAACAGAAGAAAGUCAUUUCCGAUUUCAAGAAAGGUGCCUACAACAUCUUGGUUUGUACCUCCAUCGGUGAAGAAGGUUUAGAUAUCGGAGAAGUGGACUUGAUAGUGUGCUUUGAUAGUACGAGUAGUCCGAUCAAGAACAUUCAGCGUAUGGGAAGAACAGGUAGAAAAAGAGAUGGUAGGAUAGUGUUGUUAUUCAGCGGAAACGAAAAGUUCAAGUUCGAGCAAGCAAUGAAUGACUACGAGAAUUUGCAAACUGCAAUCACGCAAAACGUGUUGGAAUACACAAAAUCGGACCGGAUCCUCCCACCAACAGCCAAUCCAGUUUGUGAAGAAGAGUUUAUUGUGGUGUCGAAUGAGAACGAUGAAUUCAACAAGUUAGAUGAUUCGGACGAAGUUAUCAAAUACGCGACACAGGCAAUGUUGGGCAAAAUAAAGAAAAAAACUGACAAAGAAACAAAACCCAAGGCCACGGCCAAGACCAAGACCAAGUCCAAAGCCAAGUCCCAGAGCAAAGAGAAGACAUUUUUCAUGCCUGAUAACGUCACUGAAGGUUUCACUUCCGCUUCCAAUUUGUUAAACAAGUUUACCAUAAACGAGUUUGGAGAAAAGGUCAGUAUUGGGCCAGCAAAACUGGGUAAUGAUGUCGUUAAAAAGCCCAAGACAGAAUGGAAUAUGUUGGAUGAGAUAGAGUACGACUCCAUUGAGGUGUCUCCAGCCAAAAGUAACGUGGAGCCCAGCCAAAAACCCAAGGACGCCGGUGCGCCAGCGUUAACCUCACAACUGGCUGCCAUCAACGGCGGUAUCCUAACCCCAGACGAGACCACAAACCAGAUCCAAUCAGCCUCCUCUUCGCUGUCACGCACCCGUUUCGAUUCGGACUCCGUAACUGAGUCAAUGCCAAUGCCAAUGUCAAUGUCAGAGUCGCCUAACGAGCCUGAUUCCUCUCACGUGACCGAACCCGUCCUGAAACGGCUGAAGCUUGCCAGUGAGCAAAAAGAACACUACCACGGACAGCCACUUGUCUCACACUACACCACCGGGGACCCAUUGUCCCCGCAAGAACGCAAGCAUUUCUUAAAAAACUACGUACCGGACAGAAUCCAGUGGAGCAUCGCCCCACAAAUCUCGCAUCCCAAGACCUCAAAACUACCACAUACACCCAAAAUACAAACUAUCCUUGACACAUUCACAGACAUGCGCACAGACAAGAGAGAAAAAAUCAUCGACAUGAACAGAACAAACGCUCUAGCAAGAAGCGUAGGCUACAACCGCAGCGUCGGCAUGGAACUCGAGGUAAUGUUACCGUCAAUUAUCGUUCCAAAUCCUCCACCAUCAAAUACCCAAAACUCCGAUUCUAGGGGCCAUUCCCUCGGCAAGUCCUCAGACAUUGAUACGCUCGGUGAUGUCCUUGAUGAAGAAGGUCUCUCGGACUUAUUGGAUGAUUAA
Molecule: messenger RNA, 3099 nt
Organism: Kluyveromyces marxianus DMKU3-1042
Lineage: Eukaryota; Fungi; Ascomycota; Saccharomycetes; Saccharomycetales; Saccharomycetaceae
Gene: MPH1
Product: 3'-5' DNA helicase
Exons: 1
Coding region: 1-3099 (1032 amino acids)
Biological process (GO): double-strand break repair via synthesis-dependent strand annealing; replication fork reversal; interstrand cross-link repair
Molecular function (GO): four-way junction DNA binding; ATP binding; four-way junction helicase activity
Source: RefSeq, a predicted model, not a curated record